GCACGUGGCUGCCGAGAAGCCGCCCCGGGGGACAGCUGUCGGGGUUCGUGGGUGACCUUGAGCUCGUAACCCUCUGCUUCCUUGGAGUCCGCCAUGGUGUCGCCACAAAAAGGGGCAGAGCUGUCCCCGAUUCGGUGUCACGGGCGUUUAGGAUGGGAACUCUCUGAUGAGCCUGGCUCUGCCUUUUGGCCGCAUGUGCAGGUUCUCGGUGUUCCCGGAGGCAGGAGGCGGGUGAACGCGUGAGGUGCUCACGUUAGGAGUGUCGGGACAGGUAGACAGUCCCCACUACAAGACGGGAGGCAGCAUGAACUGGACUUCUGCUUUGCGAAACUUAUGGUCUGGAGGCUAAGAAAAGCUAUUUGGGUUAGGGCCGGCUUUUGCUUUUAGGAAAUUACGGGUACAGCUAACGAGCUGUGCUGUACUGAUAAAUUACUAGAGGGCCAUUGUGUCACUGUUUCGGCGCACGCACUCAAAGGUAGUUGGGAGGAGGGGAGUAAGAAUAUCUUGUAAUGUGACUCUUUGGUGAACAUGUUCCCUCUUGCCUACUGCUUGUAGUGACCUUGGGCAUGUCACUUGUCCAGGAAACUUAAUUCCUUUUUUUUUUUUUCCUCCCGUAAGAGAAUUGAAAGAGGAAAUAGUUGUCCAGUUACAGAAACAUUUGGAUACCUGAUGCCUUCAUUCUAAGUUUAGAUUUGAGUUUGGAAUACUAGAUGCUGAUUCAGUUGUCUCUGAGCUGGGAAGCUUGACCUCUUUGACAAAGACAUUUUGGUUGAUCGAUUUCCAGAAGUUGUUUUCUGCUGUGACAAUUCAGGUUACUGUAGUUAGUUGCCAGUUCCCACUCAUGGCCACCCCACGUGUGCAGAAUACAACUGCUCCAUAGGGUUUUCGGAAACCCUGGUGGUGUAGUGGUUAAGUGCUACGGCUGCUAACCAAAAGGUCAGCAGUUCGAAUCCACCAGGUGCUCCUUGGAAACUCUAUGGGGCGGUUCUGCUCUGUCCUACAGGGCUGCUAUGAGUCGGAAUCGACUCGAUGGCAAUGCAUGUAGGGUUUUCAAGGCUGUGACCUUUCAGAAGUUGAUCACCAGGCCUGUUUCUGGGUGUGUUCAAACGACCAGCCUUUUGGCUGGUAGUCAAGCCACUUAACCGUUUGCACCACAAAGUACUGGUCAGCCCUGCUGCUAUUGUUUUUUUUUUUUCCCCCCUGCUAUUUGUUUUUCCCACUCAGUUACUCAUUAUGGUUCACAAGAAAAUCCAGAAUUUAAAAAAUUUUGUGACCGAUGUGAAAUAUUUUCAAAGGGCUAUACAUUGCACCCUUUAACUUUUCUUUGAUGGAAUGUUCUGGUCGAGUAAUGGUGCUGGUGAACCUAGUCUAUGCUGCAGGUUGUUGGAUAGAGAAGUGUGCACUUGGCUAAUUCUGCCCUAAGGCGUGGCAGUUAUUUGCCUCUGAUAAUGUAUUUAUCUUGAAUGGAGCAAGGUCCCCAGCUAAACCUAAUCAAACAACAAUGAAAGCUGGUUAAAAAUGACCUUCUGAGGCCUUGUGGGACUCCUCUGGAUGUGUGCCUGUUGUCUGUUUUCCCAGAUUAGCACAACACAAAUAGGCUGCAGUGACUUAAGUGGUUCUGACUUAUAAGUUGGACAGUAUCUUUUCAGAAAAUUCUGUGGAAAUGAAGAGCCUGUUGACUUUCUUUGAUGUCCUUCACUGCCGUUUCAUUUUAGGCCCAUAAAGUUGGACUCUUAUAGCUAGGUUCCUCUGUGUGGCAGCUCAGAAUGAUGGAUCAAGCCAGAUCGGCAUUCUCUAACUUGUUCAGUGGACAAUCAUUGUCGUAUACCCGAUUUAGUCUGGCCCGGCAAGUAGAUGGCAGCAACAGUCAUGUGGAGAUGAAAAUAGCUGCAGAUGAAGAAGAAAAUGCUGACAAUACCAUGGGGAGUAACCCUGCCAACGUCACAAAACCAAGGAGGCUUAAUAGCAGUAUCUGCUACGGUGUUAUUGCUAUAAUCAUCUUUUUCUUGAUUGGAUUUAUGAUUGGCUACUUGGGCUAUUGUAAGCGAGCAGAACCAAAAGCUGGGUGUGAGGGAGAGUCAGCAACAGCGCCUUCAGCGACAGAGGACCCAGAAGCUCCUGAGGCAGAUGAAUUUCCUGAGGCACCUUCUUACUUAUUUUGGGGAGACCUCAAAAAAAUUUUGUCACAGAAACUGAAUACCGCAGAGUUUGCCAGCACCAUCAAGCGGCUGAGUGAAAGUCCCUAUGUCCCCCGUGAGGCUGGAUCUGAAAAAGAUGAAAACCUUGGAUAUUUUAUUGAAAAUCGAUUCCGUGAAUUUAAACUCAGUAAAGUCUGGCGUGACGAACAUUAUGUUAAGACUCAGGUCAAAGGCAGUGUUGAAAACUCAGUGAGCAUAGUAGCUGGGAACGGGACCAUUGUAUCCUUGGUGGAGCAUCCUAAGGGUUACGUGGCGUAUAGUAAGCCUGCAACAGUUACUGGUAAACUGGUGCAUGCUAAUUUUGGCACUAUAACAGACUUCGAGAAUUUAAACUCUCCUGUGGAUGGAUCUUUAGUGAUUGUUAGAGCAGGGAAAAUUACUUUUGCUGAAAAGACUGCAAAUGCUGAAAGCUUUAAUGCAACUGGUGUCUUGAUAUACAUGGACCAAGCUGACUUCCCCGUUGUUGAGGCGGAUCUCCCAGUCUUUGGACAUGCUCAUCUGGGAACAGGUGAUCCUUAUACACCUGGAUUCCCCUCCUUCAAUCACACUCAGUUUCCACCAGCUCAGUCAUCAGGAUUGCCUAAUAUACCUGUACAAACAAUUUCCAGAUCUGGGGCAGAACAGCUGUUUGAUCCUAAAAAUAUGGAACAGCUCUGUCCUGGUACUUGGAAAACAAAGUCUUUAUGUAAGAUGCGGUCCGUAGAAGGUAGGAACGUGAAACUCACUGUCAACAAUGUGCUGAAAGAGGCAAGAAUUCUGAACAUCUUUGGCGUUAUCAAAGGCUUUGAGGAACCAGACCGCUACGUUGUAGUCGGAGCACAGAGGGAUGCCUGGGGUACCGGAGCGGCAAAGUCCGGUGUAGGAACAGCUCUUCUCUUAGAACUUGCACGGAUAUUCUCAGAUAUGGUCUUGAAAGAUGGAUUUAAACCCAGCAGAAGUAUCGUCUUUGCCAGCUGGAGUGCUGGAGAGUUUGGAGCUGUUGGUGCCACUGAAUGGCUAGAGGGAUACCUUUCAACCUUGCAUCUGAAGGCGUUUACUUACAUUAAUCUGGAUAAAGCUGUUCUUGGUACCAGCAACUUCAAGGUCUCUGCCAGCCCACUGUUGUAUUUGCUUAUUGAGAAAACGAUGCAAGAUGUGAAACAUCCAAUUAGUGGUCAGUCUCUCUAUCAGGACAGCAACUGGGCGAACAAAGUUGAGAAGCUUUCUUAUGAUGAUGCUGCUUUCCCUUUCCUUGCAUAUUCUGGAAUUCCAGCACUUUCUUUUUGUUUUUGUGAGGACAACGAUUAUCCUUAUUUGGGUACCCAAAAGGACACCUAUGAGGUACUGGUUGAGAGAAUCCCUCAGCUGGACAAAAUGGCACGUACAGCAGCAGAGGUGGCUGGUCAGCUUGUGAUUAGACUUACCCUUGGCCUUGAAUUGGACCUCGACUAUGAGAGGUAUAACGACAAAAUGCUUUCAUUCCUGAAGGAUAUAAACCAAUUCAGGACAGACGUAAAGGAAAUGGGUCUGAACCUACAGUGGCUGUAUUCUGCGCGUGGGGACUUCUUCCGUGCUACUUCCAGGCUCACGACAGAUUUCAAGAAUGCUGAGAGAACAAACAAGAUUAUCAUGAGGGAAAUGAAUGAUCGUAUCAUGAAAGUGGAGUAUCACUUCCUCUCACCCUACGUGUCUCCAAAGGAUUAUCCCUUCCGACAUAUCUUCUGGGGCUCUGGCUCUCACACUCUGUCGGCUUUACUGGAGAACUUGGAGCUGCGUCAGAAAAACAGGGCUGCUUUUAACGAAACGCUGUUGCGAAACCAGCUGGCCCUCACUACUUGGACUAUUCAGGGUGCCGCAAAUGCUCUGACUGGGGACAUCUGGGACAUUGACAAUGAGUUUUAGAAUAUAAUACCCAUAACUUAUGUAAGAACAGCAGGGCAGUCUGGUUUCUAGACUUACGCUGGUCAUGUUAAAUUUUUAGUAGGGCUACAAAACUAAUUUUAAGAUUCUACCCAGUCAUCUCGGUACUACUAGGUCUCUCUAGGCAGCAGCUUUUAAUACAGGGUAGGUACCUGCACUUCAAGUUAAAGUGAAUAACCACUUUAAAAAUGUUCAUGGUAGAAUAUCUUCUCUUGAUUAUUUCUAGAUUUUAUGAGCUUUUUAUCGGUAACUGCCUCUUUCCUGUUACAGUUAUGAAAAAGUCAGAACCAGUUGGGUGAACUAUUUAUUGCUCUAAAUCUUAAGGGCAUGCAUGAGCUAGUGUCUUUUGAGGUGGGAGGAGGGAAGUGGUCACUGCUAAAGGUUCCAGGUGGUAGCUUGGUAUGAUCCUCCAUCUUCAUUUGAUGCUAGAUAGGAGAUACUAGGGUGUAAGACCUAUUCUCCAAACGAGAUAGAUGCCUUUCUACAAGAAUUUAACUGGUUUCCACAUCCCUGUAUGAAACAGUUAACCAUCAGAAGAAACGGGACUUCUUUUCUUGCCAGCAAGGUCUGAAGUACAGGUUCUUCAGCUGAAUAAAACGGGGUUCAACUGUUUGUCAUGGGAGGAAGGCCUUAAUAUGUUACUCUCAAGGUUACAAAAAGAGUCCAAAAGCCAAAAACUUAGUAUAUUUUCUUAUCAUCUGCCCCUAGCCCCCUAAACUUUUCUUUUAGCCUUUAUGUUUUCCUAAGUAUUUUGAAAGAGAACCAGUUUUAGGUGUUUGAUUUCAGACUCAGUUUGUCAGACUUUAAAGAACACGCUGCCAGUUUCUGGCCAAAGUGUUAAUCUUGUGAAAAAGCUUUCUAUCAUUUUGGCACUGAGAUAUUUAUUGUUUAUUUAUCAGUGACAGAGUUCACUAUAAAUGGUGUUUUUUUUUUUUUUUUUAAUAGAAGAUAAUUAUCGGAAGCAGUGCCUUCCAUAAUUAUGACAGUUAUACUGUCGGUUUUUUUUUUUAAUAAAAGCAGCAUCUGCUAAUAAAACCCAACAGAUACUGGAAGUUUUGCAUUUGUGGUCAACACUCGAGGGUUUUAGAAAACAGCCGCAAGCCAGAUAAAAUAUUGGGGCAUCUUAAUACCCCUAAAGCUAGAUAUUGGGGAAGAAUUAAACAGGGUUGCUAAUCAAGUUAGACUUCUAUUUAGCUGACCAAAUAAAACUGAUCAUUAUAAAUGCAAUGAAUUGAGGCUAACUUGUAAAUAAAUGUCACCUCAAGGCUGUGGUAGGACUCUUUUGUGUAAAAUUUUAUGCUCAAUUUAUCUAAGGUGUAACUUUAAUUUUGCAAAAUUUCCAGUACCUUUGUCAGAAACCUAAGUCACAUUAUCGGGAGCAGUGUCUUCCAUAAUGUAUAAAGAACAAGGUAGUUUUUGCCUACCACAGUGUCUAUACCGGAGACCGCGUUCUCCAUGUUACACUAAGGGUGUACGUAAUUAUCGGGAACAGUGUUUCCCAUAAUUUUCUUCAUGCAAUGACAUCUUCAAAGCUUGAAGAUCGUUAGUAUCUAACAUGUAUUCCCAGCUCCCUGUAAUUCUCUUUUAGUUUUAGUUGCAGAAAUAUUUUGCGGUCGGUCAUUAAGCAUUUGUUGAGUAAAUUCAAACGACUGUAGGAUAAAAUUACUCCCUUCAAGAUUUUUUUUUUUUUUUCUAAACCUAAUGGUGUUUUGUUAUAUUUGUGGUUUCUCGGGGUCUUCUGUAUAGCGGGACAGUAGCAUACAUUAAUAAUGUUUUGCUGUUGACAAAUGAAUUUAACUUUUCCCCUUAUUUGCAUGUAUUUCCUAUAAGCUUAGUUCCGAUAAGCUUGAAUCCAGAAUUGACCCUUUGGCUUAAGGCACGGGGAACUUGUCUCAGAGAUUUGGGGGUGGGGGUGGGGUGAAGAUUGAGGGGUGGGUGGCAAAGUUUGUAAGAGGGUCUUUGAUCAUGUCUGCCUACCCAUUAGUAUGCGGUGGUCAUAAGGUAAAUUUAGAUGUGAAGAAGUAAGUUUGAGGCUACCUGAGUAAAGACUAUUUUCUAGUUAUCCCUCAUGGUGAAGAAAGCUGAUAAUCAGCUGUUUAUCAUAGGGCAAUUCAAAACUGCCACCUAAGAAAAAGUCCAUAGGGUCUCUUAAGGUUCUUAAACUUAGAGUCACUUACCCAAGUUAAAGUAGAUUCUAGAUUAUUACAACCUCGCCGCAUUGCUUCAGUACUCACGAUGUGUCUAACCUUCAGUGUUUUUUCCUAGACUGCUGUUGAGUGUAGCUAAGUGAAAAGGUCAAAGCUAGGACUCCUGGGUUUCUGGGUAUCAUGUAUACACACUUUAAUGAAAGCUCAGUGACUUGAAUGCGUAUGAAGAAUAAUGGGCAUAUAUUUUACAGCAGUAAAUUUCUUCCAGAACCCCUUUUCUAUGGUUAGGGUUGAGUUUAAUCAAAGAAGCCAGUAAGUGGCAAGAAGUUUAAUGUACAGGAAUGAAACGUGUGUAUCCAACUAGUGAUAACCUGCUAGUUUUUCUGGCCAGAGAUGUUAUGUGCAUUUUGAAGGUAAAGGAUAAAUUGAGUGAGCUCUGUCACGGUUCACUAUUAGGACUUGUGUGACCUUCAUUGUCCAGUGUUUGUUCUUUGAAUGUUCUAGAACUUUUAGCUGGUUAAAGAUGGCUUAAUAGACUUGCCGGCCUACUACUCAGCUGUAUCUUUGUACACAAGCGAUAUGCCCUUGAAAUUGUACACAAGUUGGCAUGUGCAACAAUGUGGAAAUUCCUUAUCUGACUUAAUAAAAUGCUUCAACACUGA
Molecule: messenger RNA, 6906 nt
Organism: Loxodonta africana (African savanna elephant)
Lineage: Eukaryota; Metazoa; Chordata; Mammalia; Proboscidea; Elephantidae
Gene: TFRC
Product: transferrin receptor
Exons: 19
Coding region: 1767-4079 (770 amino acids)
Biological process (GO): transferrin transport; intracellular iron ion homeostasis
Cellular component (GO): external side of plasma membrane
Molecular function (GO): transferrin receptor activity
Source: RefSeq, a predicted model, not a curated record